Pungitius pungitius (ninespine stickleback) is the source of this 1579-nucleotide messenger RNA. RefSeq names its product thymidine kinase 1, soluble (gene tk1). Gene Ontology annotation, biological process: thymidine metabolic process. The transcript is spliced from 7 exons. Gene Ontology annotation, molecular function: thymidine kinase activity; ATP binding. The coding region runs from base 113 to 808 and encodes 231 amino acids. The record is from RefSeq and is a predicted model, not a curated record. NCBI's taxonomy places the organism in Eukaryota, Metazoa, Chordata, Actinopteri, Perciformes, Gasterosteidae.
UGGCGCGCUAUCUCAAAGCUGUGAUUCAGGACAACUUUUCCUGUCGGGUUACCGGUGUAAUAUAUUUCUUUAUUUAUUGAACUGUUAUUAUUCACCUCGUCUUUGAAUCAUUAUGGAUUGUGUGGAUUUUCCCAGAGUUCUGCCAAACUCCCCGAGGAAAGCACGGGGACAAAUCCAGGUCAUCUUUGGACCGAUGUUUUCAGGCAAAAGCACUGAACUCAUGCGCAGAGUGCGCCGGUUCCAGAUCGCCCAGUACAACUGCCUGGUGAUCAAGUACGCCAGAGACACGCGCUACUCCGGCACGGGCAUGGCCACACAUGACAAAAGCACAAUGGAAGCUGUACCAGCGAAUUGUCUGCGAGAAAUUCGGCCUUUGGCAUUAGAAGCCUGUGUCAUUGGCAUUGAUGAAGGGCAGUUUUUUCCAGACACAGUGCAGUUUUGUGAAGAGAUGGCAAAUUUAGGGAAGACUGUCAUUGUUGCCGCUUUGGAUGGAACCUUUCAGAGAAAACCGUUUGGAAACAUCCUGAACCUCAUCCCUCUAGCGGAGAGCGUCGUGAAGCUCCACGCCGUCUGCAUGCAGUGCUACAAAGAAGCCGCCUACACUAAGAGGAUAGGAGCCGAGCAGGAGGUGGAAGUAAUUGGAGGAGCUGAAAAGUAUCAGGCGGUGUGUAGAACGUGUUACGGAGGUCUGGUGGUGGACAAAGAGAACCGGUCUCCUUUCAGGAAAGAAACCCCACAACAUGUCCUCUCUGGCAAACUAGUGGACUCUGCGAUUCCAAGGAAGCUUUUCUCUUCACUCAAUCUCUAGUGUGUAUUUUUUAAUAUGGUUUGAAAUAUUUAUGAUUUCCUUUUUUUAAAAUUGACUAGGCACUUAAAGGACCUUGAAAAUGAGGGACCAGUUUAGGUUUCACUGCAGUUGCUUGGAUUUCUCAACAUCUUUAACUGUAACCGAAUGCUGACCAAUCUAAAGGUUUUUAACAUUAUCCCAUGUAUAACAAGUUUUCUGUUUGUUAUAAAGAAAACAUUAAAUGUUUUAUCAUAUUUAUCAGUAGUUUUAGGUUAAAUUAGAUUUUUUGUCUCCUUUUUUAAAACGUAUUUGUUUUGAACUCUAGGACACAACUGUGAUUUGUAACUAAAUGCCCUCACGUACUACGGGGGACCAAAAUAACCUGUUUAAAUCCGGCCAGGCUCUGAAACUACAGUUAGGUUGGGGAGGAAUAUUUUCAUCCUUAGAACAUAACCGCAGUGCAGAUGCCACAAUAACACCAUGUGAAUAAUAAUUCACAAUAAUUGAUAUCACAGUGAAAAUUGGGCCAAAGAGGCAAACUUAGCUGUUUCUAUACGUCGAGGACGAUAAAUUGUGUGGCCUUUUAUGUACUUACUUGAAAUUAUUUUCAAUAAGUUACGUAACGGACACUUUAACUGCACAUUCACGCGUAGUUGCAUGAUGACAAGCUGCUGUUUGCACUAGCAGAUUUUUAAAUAUCACCUGAAGAGCAGAUUAGAGACCUUCCAGCCUUCACAAGAAGAAAACCCCCACAAGGGAAGCUAUGAUGCACAGCUUAACUUUAAUAUUGAA